Messenger RNA from Heteronotia binoei (common prickly gecko), 2523 nucleotides. RefSeq names its product zinc finger containing ubiquitin peptidase 1 (gene ZUP1). NCBI's taxonomy places the organism in Eukaryota, Metazoa, Chordata, Lepidosauria, Squamata, Gekkonidae. The record is from RefSeq and is a predicted model, not a curated record. The transcript has 8 exons. Bases 491 to 1873 code for a protein of 460 amino acids.
UGGCGUACCUGGCUUCCAUUAUUUCCAAUGGGCCUUCCAACCUCUCCCAUUCUUUCUGAUGGGCAAUCCUGUCGUUCCCUUUUAUCCCUCAUAAAGAGGCCUAUUUUGAAGUAAGGAGAGAAUAAGGUGCGACCUGCGCACGCGCACUAGGCUCCAUUUUGAACGGAACAGAAACAAAACCAAAUGAAGCGGCAUUUCGGGAAAUGGGUGGGUGUGCUUAGGUUUUGUUUUUAAGCGAAGGGUGAGGGCUCAAGCAAAAACGGAGAGACUGCGCAUGCACCAGUGUCUGUGCAGGCAAGCCAUCAACCAACAUAGGUCGGCACGGCUCCUUUCCCCUCCUCCUUUAGUUCCGAGGAGUUUCGCUUCUGCGGUUGGAUUUGUACCCGUCAUCUCUGGGACUCUACCCGUCAGACUUCGGUUCCCGGCCUCGAGUGCCUUUCUUGGGCGGUUCAGGAACGUGGAAGUGUCUGCGAAGGCGUGAAAGAGACAGAUGUUCCGCCCCGGGAGUUCUUCUGCGGGCGCCCAGCCUUCCUCUUGCGAAAAUGAUCAAGAGGUGUAUGAAUGUCCAAUGUGUCACCUUGUUUGUACUGACUAUCCAGUUCUACAAGAACAUGUUGAACUGCACUUGCAGGAAUCCAGUUUAUUAGAAGGAAGAAACUUGCAUGAUCUCAGGUUGGCACAGCAUAUCCAGAAUGAGGAAGUGAGACAACGAAGAGAAGCUACAAGACAAGAGAAAGAAGACUUUCAGAAGCUGCAAAGACAAUAUGGCUUAGAUGGUUCUGGUGGGUACAAGCAGCAGUCACUGAAGAACAUGGAAAAGGAAGUAGCUCGGGGAAGAAUGCAGCCUUCCGAGUAUCAUAAGAGAAAAGCUGACAUGAUGGAAUCUUUGGCUUUUGGCACUGAUGAUGGAAAGACACGGACUUCAGGCAUUACUGAAGUGCUCAGCCAUUUCUAUCGAAGUGAAUCUAAAGAUACAAAGCGAGUCUGGCUUUCUAUGGGAGUGGAUCACUUCCAUUGUUCUUUAGGAGACAGAGGCUGGGGUUGUGGUUAUAGGAAUUUUCAGAUGAUGCUUUCGUCUCUUCAGAGAAACAGCACCUACCAAGACUGCUUGAAAGAUCUUCCAUCAAUUCCUAAUAUUCCAAAAAUUCAGUCUUUGAUUGAAAAUUCCUGGAAAGAAGGUUUUGAUCCCCAAGGAGCUUCUCACUUCAGCAGCGGAUUACAGGGCACAAAGGCAUGGAUAGGAGCAUGUGAAAUUUAUUCACUUUUAACUUCUCUCAGGCUAAAGUGUCAAAUCAUUGACUUUCACCUGCCAACUGGCCCAUCAGGAACGCAUCCUUAUUUGUUUGACUGGGUGCUGAAUUACUACAAUUCAGACAAAGAGAACAGUGCAAAGGUGGUGUGUACCUCCAAGCCUCCAAUCUAUCUUCAACACCAAGGCCAUAGUCGCAGUAUUUUUGGAAUAGAAGAAAGGAAGAACAAAACCUUUUGUCUACUAAUAUUUGAUCCAGGCUGCCCCACACAAGAAAUGCAAAAACUCUCAAAAGGCGUUGAUGGUAACUGUCUGAGGUUGGUUCGGAGAUUUUCAGGUGGCUUAAAACAUAAACAGUACCAAGUGGUGGCCAUAGAUGGCGUGCUGUCAGUAGAGGAAAAAGUCGUAAGUAUCGUAAGAAUCCAUGAGAUUCAUUAUAAAGCAGCUGUAUGUGCAUGGAAAUAUAGAAUUAAGCAAAUUAUUUUCCAUAAGGGGGCUGUACCAUUCUUAUACUACUUUUUUUGGAAUCUCCUAUGCUUUAUAUGCCUUUUGGAAAGUAGCAGUAAGAAUACAGUACCUCUGUUUCCCCCCUCCCCCAAGUAUUCUCUACUAAAAUUGCUAUGAACAGUACCCUUUUUUGUAGGAUGUUGUCAGUUUUGCAGUCAGAUAUGCAUCCUAUUAUGUCUACUCAUAAGUAUAUCCUGCUAAAUUUAAUGAGACUUACUCCCAGUGGAAUGUAAAUUAGGCUAUUUAUGCCAUAGGGAUUCUGAUUCCUAAUCAACAAGAAAGUAUGCAUGGAGAAACCAUAGCUGCUGUGCAUAGAUAGUCCUCCAGGUACAGUUGAAAAGCAGAAGAUCUGGUCUCUGGUGGGAAAGACUAAGGGAAGUAGACCUGAAGGCAGCCCUAUUACAUUCCUGACUAGCACCAUUUCAGAAACUUUAUGUGGGCCGUAUAUCCUCAGUAACUAUGAGACUUGUUCAUGCAGCACCUAUGUUAUGUGGAAGCUAACUGAAUUGGGAUUUUUUUUUCUUGUGGCAAGUUAAUGCUGUCCUUUCCCUUACCAUGACAAUGACACCCAAGUAGUUAAUGUCCUACAAAAAUGUUUCUGCAUGAGGCAACUGAUUUUUUUUUACUUGUAGAGCUAUUAAAAAGCUAUCUUCAACUGUACACAUUGAAAAGCUUUUGAGAUGUCCUUAAAAAUGAAAAUAGACAUCCACCUUUUUUUUGAGGGGGGGUUAGUCAAAGCAAUAAACUUGCAAAAUUAUUUUAUUAAA